Molecule: messenger RNA, 2212 nt
Organism: Nilaparvata lugens (brown planthopper)
Lineage: Eukaryota; Metazoa; Arthropoda; Insecta; Hemiptera; Delphacidae
Product: protein anon-37Cs
Exons: 3
Coding region: 356-2068 (570 amino acids)
Molecular function (GO): polyamine oxidase activity
Source: RefSeq, a predicted model, not a curated record
CGAUAAGAGGCGGCGCGGAAAUACAAAAAUUACCACUGCACUUUUAUUUUUUACUUCUGUUUUUUCAAAAGUUUAUCGGUUGAUUCUAUAGAAUAAUUUGAAAGUCUAUUUAUAACUUCUGAUUUUGAUUAUACCGUACUAUAAGAAAUAUGAAUUAUCGUGAGAGAUUAUGAAAACUGUAUGGUCUGAUAGAAUUUUCAUUAUCGCUGUCUAUUGAAUAGUUUUAGAGUGAUAGUUCCAUCAAAAUUUUAAAUUUUUCAUGUACCGUUAUAAAUGUUUUUUGAAAAAAGUUACUAUCCAUAUGUAAUUUUCUCAAUAGUUUGUUUACAUUAAAUAAUCAAAAUUUACACAAAAAAUGUCAUUGCUUCGAAAUUCAAAUUUAUUUCUUAUAGAAAAAUUCAUCAGAUUUCGACAAAUCCAUACUCCAUCCUUUUUAUGGGUGAAAUCGGCGACCAAAUGCGUAACAGAUCAAGACCAAAUUCAACAGAAAUCAGAUGAUUGCAAUCCUAAUGCAAAAGAAUGUAAGAUCUCAAUGAAUCAACCCAGCAUCAAAGAAAAACAAGAGACUAUAAAAACCGAAGAUAAAACAGAACUCGAGAGUUCGUUGAGUAUUGAACAACAAUUGGAUGCAAUCAGAGUGAAAACAGACUCAGAAAGUGAUUUUAGCAAUGUGAAGGUUGUUAUUGUUGGAGCUGGUAUAGCUGGCAUUUCUGCUGCCAGGUACUUCGAAGAGAAUGGAAUCAAGAAUUACACUGUACUUGAGGCUCUUGGAAGACCUGGAGGAAGGAUUCAUUCAGACUGGUUUGGAGAUGCAGUGAUUGAGUAUGGAACAGAUUGCCUGAAGCCUGCCAGCGAAGACAUCAAUCUGUUUUUGCAAGCAGCAAUACAAGAUGGCUUAAUAGAGUCACCUAUCACUUAUAGCAGCCUUUUUAGAGGUGAAGAUUGCCGCCAUAUUAGUAGUCCUAUCAGUUUAGCAGCAUACGAAUUAUUCAAGAAAAUUUACUGUGAAGUCUAUCACACAGGUGGUGAUAUUCUGCAGCAUUUCAGCUUUAGAGUUGACCAAGAACUUGAGUUGUUUCCGGACCACUUGAAAGAUGACGUUGCUAGAAUAAUGAUUGGAUUGUUGGCAGUGAUGUAUAGGCGACAUGGCGACAAUUUGCCGCUGAUCCACAGGAGUAAAGAUGGAACUCAUUUGCAAAUACCUAACGGUCGCAUACGCUUGAGUUUAGGUAUGAAUGGUAUUCUCAGUCCUAUAUUGAGAGCUAUUCCUAAAGGGAAGAUUGUCUACAAUAAGCCGGUGCAAAAUAUUCGAUGGGGUGCAGUUGAAUGCGAAAACACGCCCAGGGUACAGAUAAAGUGUUGCGAUGGAACAAUGUUCCCAGCGGAUUACGUUCUGGUGACGGUUUCAUUGGGAGUUCUCAAGCACAUGGCAUCGACAUUGUUCUGCCCCGCUCUCCCUUCAAGCACCAUGGAUGCAAUCAAUAAAAUCGGUUAUCAACAUAAGGAUCACAUAUUUGUCAAGUUCAAAAAUCCUCAUUGGAUGUGGUACCAGCACAUAGACACAAUUCCAGAGAGGAACGGAGAGCUGGAAAAGAACUUUGGGGAAAGCAGUUGGUUGCGAUCUGUUACGAAGAUCAAACCUGUUUUCGGCAGUGAAACAUUACUGCAAGUAGUUGUUGAUGGGCCAUUCGCACAGCACUCAGAGAAACAUGAUCCGUUAGACUUAGCGAGCGAUUUGAAAAAAUAUUUGUCAAUCGCUCUUGGAAUGAGGAACUUGCCGCCCAUCACAGACGUGCGUCGGUCAGAGUGGUCGAGCAACAUCUACUUCAACGGCGCUUACCCGACAGGCGCCACGGCAGAGCUGCACGCCCAGCUGGCCAGCUCCUUGCCCGGCAACAACGCUCCUGUCUCACCCAUGAUAUUCUUCGCAGGAGAUGCCACCACUCCCAAGCCUCUCAACUUGGUGCAAGGUGCCAAGAUUAGUGGAUUGCGAGAGGCUGUCCAAAUACAUGAGCUCAUUAAAACCAGUCUAACUAGUCAAAUUAGAAAGGCCGGUAUUUGUAACUAAUUUUUUACUGAAGUGACUUUUCAGGUCAUGACAGUCAGUGACUUUUCAACUUCAAUAUUGGAUAAAUAAACUCAAAAGUUAAUAAGUAAUUUUUUUAUCACUUUUACUGCUUCUCCUCAAUAGAUUAGUUCAAAAAUGUUCAAA